AAACGCUGGGAGCAAAUCGAAACAGAAAAUCAUCUCUUUUCAGAUUAUUCAAAGCGAUCGAUCAGUUGAAAAUCCUCUUCCGAGAUGGAAGCGACCAAUAACUCUAAUUCGGAAGCUGUUUCAAAGCCUCAACUCAUCUACCGCUGUAAAAGAUGCAGAAGAAUCGUUGCUUCAGAGGAAAGCAUUGUUCCUCACGAACGUGGAAAAGGCGAACAAUGUUUUAAAUGGAGAAAGAGAAGUGGUAAUAAUGGUGGGGAGAAGGAACCGACCCAAUGUUCCUCCAUAUUCGUGGAGCCCUUGAAGUGGAUGCAACCAGUUCAAGAAGGGUAUGUGGAAGAGAAACUUCAGUGCAACGGCUGCAAAGCUCGAUUGGGUUCGUUCAAUUGGGCUGGUAUGCAAUGCAAUUGUGGGGCUUGGGUUAAUCCUGCUUUUCAAUUGCAUAAAAACCGGUUAGAUGAGUGCUAUAUGUGAACAUACUGUUGCUUGAUAAAUUUUGAUCAGUGAAUGGAUAGUUGAUUUGAUUUUGGUUAUGACAAUUAACUUUCUGAGAAUCAAAGAAUAGAAGUUGAAAUUGGAUUUGGAGUUUUAUUGUUCCUUGUUGAUUAUUGGCAUGGGUAUGCACCAAUUCUUAUCAAGAGAAUUGCAUAGAAGUAAAACAUAGAGCAGCAAAAGGCAUAGCUAUUACGGUGUAGGCUAGGUGGAGUGUGAACUGAAAACAAUCACUGGAAUCUGGUGGCUCCCCAUGAACAAGACGGUGCAUUUUACUGACCAGCAGCAAAUGCAUCAACAGGAAAAGUCUUUGUGACACCAGCGAGGCUCUUGAAGUGAAUUUUUCCCGUGGGUGGGUCAUCCACGACAAUCUCAUUCACUGGAGGCCACAAUAUGAGUUCCUUAGCCUUAACUCCCUUGAGCUUCUUGAUCCGCUUCUUGUCAACAAAACCAGUAAUUUCAGUGUCAUAGCUGACCAGUUUGCUGAUCAUCUUAAAGUUAUGUUCAACUUUCUUCUUUUGCGCAAUCCACAUGUAGCCAGUAUUCCUUACGAAACCAACUUCAAUCACAUUUGCAAGAGGGAGAAGUCCCGAUGGAAGACCAAACUCUUCGAGAAGAGCAUUAGCCAUUUUCAUUCCCUCGUCAUGGCCUUUCUUGACAAUGCCUCCUUCCUUCUCUGCCAUUAUAAAUGGAAUUCUUGACUUUUUUUCUCUUCAAAUCUUGGUUGCAAUCGAUUGCAGUUGUGACCUCAAACAUGUACUAAGGAGAUUAUUUAUAUCGAGUGCAUGCACACUUGUGACAA
This is a messenger RNA of Durio zibethinus, 1291 nucleotides long. Its product is annotated as putative inactive dual specificity protein phosphatase-like At4g18593. The record is from RefSeq and is a predicted model, not a curated record. Gene Ontology annotation, biological process: protein dephosphorylation. Lineage: Eukaryota; Viridiplantae; Streptophyta; Magnoliopsida; Malvales; Malvaceae. Gene Ontology annotation, molecular function: protein tyrosine/serine/threonine phosphatase activity.